This is a messenger RNA of Oncorhynchus keta (chum salmon), 2819 nucleotides long. It is a transcript of the gene mep1bb, whose product is annotated as meprin A subunit beta b. Bases 86 to 2272 code for a protein of 728 amino acids. Gene Ontology annotation, biological process: proteolysis. The transcript is spliced from 14 exons. The record is from RefSeq and is a predicted model, not a curated record. Gene Ontology annotation, molecular function: protein binding; metalloendopeptidase activity; zinc ion binding. Gene Ontology annotation, cellular component: membrane. Lineage: Eukaryota; Metazoa; Chordata; Actinopteri; Salmoniformes; Salmonidae.
GCAGCUUUUACAAGUCUGUCUGAGAGGCCAAGGCUACUAAUUCUUAGUGUUCCAUACUAAGGGAUUCUUUGACUAGGGAGUAAACAUGGGGAGGAGAACUACAUAUUUAGUCAUCCUCCAUAUUUCAUGGAUCUUAUGUGAAAAUGUCUUAUCUCCGCCUACACCAAGAGUUUUAGAAUAUGAUGUGGAUGGUGGAAGGGACAUGGACAUCUUUGAUAUCAAUGAAGAGGCUGGGUUAAACCUGGUGGAGGGGGAUAUUGAGCUUGAUGAGAAACAAGGCCGGAAUUCUAUGAUAGGGGAUCAAUACAGAUGGCCAAAGACUGUUCCCUACUACUUUGAGGAUGACUUGGAGAUAAAUGCAAAAGGUGUUAUCCUGAAGGCCUUUGAACAGUACCGGCUGAAGACCUGUAUCGACUUCAACCCUUGGGAGGGAGAGCAGAACUACAUUUCCAUUUUCAAAGGAAGCGGUUGUUUCUCAUCUGUGGGUAACCAACAUGUGGGGAAACAGAGGUUGUCCAUCGGGACCAAUUGUGACCGCAUUGCGACCAUCGAACACGAAUUCCUCCAUGCACUGGGUUUCUGGCAUGAGCAGUCACGGUCGGACCGCGAUGACUACGUUACCAUCCUGUGGGACCACAUCUCUGAGGGUAAGGAACACAACUUUAACACGUACAAUGACACCAUGUCCAGUUCUCUGGGUGUCCCCUACGACUACGGUUCCAUGAUGCACUACAGUAAGACUGCGUUCAGGAAUGGUACCGAGCCCACAAUCGUCACCAAGAUCCCCGCCUUCGCUGAUGUCAUCGGUCAGCGCAUGGAGUUCAGUGAUAAUGACCUGCUCAAGCUACGGCGCCUCUACAACUGCACACGCUCCUCCACUUUCCUGGACACCUGUGACUUUGAGAGGGAGAACAUCUGUGGUAUGAUCCAGGGGCCGGGGGACCAGGCAGAAUGGACAAGGGUGACCCAGGCGCCUGGCGGGCCCAACACGGACUACUCCAACAUGGGCAAAUGCACCGGCUCAGGCUACUUCAUGCACUUGAGCACUGCCACAGGCAAACCAUCAGACACAGCCAGGCUGGAGAGCAGACUGCUCUACCCCAAGAGAAGCUACCAGUGCCUGCAGUUCUUCCUCUACAAUGGUGGUGGCGCCAACGAUCAGCUGGUGAUCCUUGUCCGAGAGUACGAUGAAGCCCACCCCAACGGAACCCUGCGUGUUAUUCAGCCCAUAGUUGCACCACCUCAAGACCUAUGGCAACUGCAUCAUGUGAGCCUGAACGUGGUCAAGAAGUUCAGGGUGGUGUUCGAGGGCAUCAAGGGCGACGCCCCCUCCACAGGUGGUCUCUCCCUGGACGACAUCAACCUCUCUGAGACUACCUGCCCUGACCACAUGUGGCGGGUGAAGAACUUCAGCCACAUCAUGGAGACCACUCCUAACGACAAACCCAUCUACAGCCCCCCGUUCAAGUCCAGAGAGGGCUACACCUUCCAGAUGGGGCUCUACCCCAGUGGGAAGGAGGGCUACGCGGGGGAGCUUUCUGCCUAUGCCCACCUGGUGACCAUGUCCGGUGACACAGAGGUGCGGAAGUGGCCAUGUCCAUGGAAACAGAUGACCAUGAUGCUGUUCGAUCAGAACCCAGACAUCAUGAGGCGUAUGAACAACCAGCGCAGUGUCACCACCGAUCCUACUAAGAAACUCAGUGAGACUUCAGAGCUGUUCUUCUGGGAUGACCCUCGUAAGGUGGGCGUUGAAGUGUCAUCGGCGGACGGGACCAACUAUUUCCGUGGGCCGGGUGCCGGGACAACCGUGUACCUCACCCAUGGCAGGGCCAAGAGCAGGGACUUCAUCAAGGGGGGAGACGCCAUCUUCCUGCUUACCAUGGAGGAUGUGUCACAUCUUACGGUGUCCCAGCCCGUACCCUCCUCCACAUUGCCACCAGUCACCACGGUUACCACCGCCAUAUUGCCACCUACUGACCCCUGCACUAAGGUCACAUGUGGGAAUGAGGGCGUCUGUGUGGUGGAUGCUGGAAAUGCUCUUUGCAGGUGUGCAGUUGGUGACGACUGGUGGUACUACGGAGAGAGUUGUCAGUAUCAGGGUUCCACCCAGGACACGAUGACCACAGCGCUUAUAGCCUCUUUCUCUGUGCUGGGUGGCAUGUUGGUGGUGACUGCAGUCAGUGUGGUGUGUGUGAAGAGGAAAAACAAGAACAGCGGAGGUGGAGGAGACCGGGGCAUCACCAUGUCCAAUGUCACAGUCACAGGAAUGUAAUGUUUUCCCCCCUGCCAGAACCAACACUAUUCAUGGCCAGCAUUAAGUAGGUGAAGAAGUUAACUGCAACAGCUACAACUCCUUCAAAUAUAAAAUUACAAAAGAUCUACUGGAAAUUCCACUUAAUGUCUCAUCCCAAUAAUUAUCAGCCAUUAUCAGCCAUGUAUUUUGAUCAGCCUGUUAAUUUGACAUGAUUUGUAGUUUCUUUGUGUAGGUAAAUCUCCAACUAUUUUCUUGUGUAAAAUUUGUAUUCAAACACUUGAAAGGGGGACGUGCUCUACAUCUCCCGCACAGAUUAUUUUCAUUUACUUUAACAUCCCAUUUUUUUGUAUUUGUGUGCAAAUUUAAAAAAAAAAAUCAUAAAUAUGCUAUGAAGUGUAUGUAUUGUUCAGGGCAUACGCUACAUUAGUGUUGCUGUCAUGUCAUUUUCAUUUCAGACUCUUAAUAGUUUUAAAUUGAGAUAAUGAUAUCUGAAAUGUUUAUUUUUCUUAGUUGCAGUCAUGGAAGGGAAGGCAUUAGGGGCAUAAAUAUAAUAAGUGGUUCUGGA